Hippopotamus amphibius kiboko is the source of this 1194-nucleotide messenger RNA. Its product is annotated as myeloid-associated differentiation marker-like. The transcript has 2 exons. Gene Ontology annotation, cellular component: cell-cell junction; plasma membrane. Bases 95 to 1114 code for a protein of 339 amino acids. The record is from RefSeq and is a predicted model, not a curated record. NCBI's taxonomy places the organism in Eukaryota, Metazoa, Chordata, Mammalia, Artiodactyla, Hippopotamidae.
AGGAAACUGGCCUCUGAAGAAGCAGCUGAGCUCUUGACUGCAUCCGGAGCCCCAGCCGUCACAGGCCCCUGCGCCUUUCCAGGUGUCUGACUUAAUGCCCCUCACCAGAGCCAGAUCUUUCUCUAAUGGGUCCUCAGCGAAGACCACUGUCAUUCCAUUGACAGAGACACUCAUGACCAUGCCCACUGCCACCCCCUCCGAAUCAUCAUCCUCCUGUCUGGGCUCCCACAUCUGGAUCCAGAUCCUGAGACUCCUCCGCGUCCUGCAGCUGCUCUCCACCUGUGCGGCCUUCUCCCUGGUGGUCAGCAUGGGCACCUGGAGGGAGAGAAAAAUUUACUGGUACAUGUUUGCCUGGGCCUUCUGCUUCAUCGUGACCCUCCUCAUCCUCAUAGUUGAGUUAAGGAAACUUGAAUCCCGCUUCCCCUUCUACUGGUACAACUUUCCUAUCAACUAUGCCUGCUACGCCACCCUCGUCUGCCUCUCAGCCUCCAUACUCUUUGGCGCCACCUGCAUCCAGUUCUUGCCUCAGGGCCCCACCCGGGACAACGCCAUCACCGCCACUGCAUUCUCCUGCAUUGCUGCUGUGGCUUAUGCCACCGAAGUGGCCUGGACCUGGGCCUGUCACCUGCGAGGUGAGAUCACCAGGUUUAUGCGCACAAUGCCAGGCGUGCUCAAGCUGCUGGAGAGCUCCAUGGCCAGUCUCAUCUUGGGCUUCAUCAGCGGCCCCCAGGUCUAUCAGCCCCAUCCAGCCCUGUUGUGGUGUGUGGCUGUGUACUACAUCUGCUUCAUCCUGGCGAUCGUGGCCCUCCUGCUGGGCCUGGUUGACUUCGACAAUAGGCAGCCUGUCCUCUUCCGCAUUUCCCUACUGGGGCUGAGCCUGCUCUCCGUCCUCCUCUACACCAGCGCUGUGGUCCUCUGGCCGCUCUACCAGUUCAGCGAGAAGUUGGGUGGCCAGCCCCAGCGGUCCAGCGAUGUGAGCUGCAGCGAUGAGCUCCCCUCCACAAUAUGCACCUGGGACCAACAACUGACUGUGGCCAUCCUGACAGCCAUCAACCUGCUGGUUUACGUGGCUGACAUGGUGUACUGGGCCCUCCAGGUUUUUGUCAGGGACUGAGGAUCAGCCCAGGGGCUCCCAAUUUCUGCUUCCCUCUGAGUUCUUAUGGCCUCUGAUGUCCUCUUCCUGUCCCCUCUCUC